AUGCGCCUCUUCGCACUCAAGGUACCUCCCACAGUACCGGAAGACACCUUUGACAGGCUCCUCCACCACAUCCCCGAGACGGCACACGCCCGCGUCCGCAAGUUUCGCCACGAGGCCGACGCCAUCCUCGACCUUUUAGGAUCACUGGCCGGCCGCCUCCUGCCGACAUGGUACCUGCGCGAAUCGGGACUCGUCCCACCACCCACUCACCCGCAGUUCAAACACAAGUCACGAGGCAAGCCGUACCUGUCGUCGCCGGUGCUCGCGCGUGCACUCGACUUUAACACCUCGCACGAGGGCGCAUAUGUCCUCCUUGCAGUCGUCGAGGGAGAUGGAGAUGGAUCCGGCCCCGAGGUCGAUGUCGGCGUUGACGUCAUGGACCUCCCGACAGACCCGGACGAGCUGUACGAUUCCAUCUCGUACCAGCUUACACUGCCGGAACGCCUCGCUGUCGCUGGAACCUCUGGAAAAGUAAAAGCCAAGCUCCUGACUACACUGUGGACGAUCAAGGAAGGGUUCACAAAGGCCACGGGGGACGGUAUCUCGUUUGGACUCGACCGCAUAGAGGUCGACAUGGGCGACGGAGCCGUGGCAGGCGUCAAAGUCGACGGCAAAGAUAUUCGACAAGAAGGGUGGACGUGGGCUGUGGGCAGCAUCGAUGGCGGUGAUUAUGGGUGGGCAGUCAUUUGGCGUGGCGAGGCCACACGACCUGCUGGGCCCGUGGUGCUCGAGACCAUUCGGUGGGACGACUUUGUCAAGGCGUUCAUUGGGUCGCCGUCACACAACAUUGCGUAG
Apiotrichum porosum is the source of this 795-nucleotide messenger RNA. It is a transcript of the gene LYS7, whose product is annotated as copper chaperone of lysine biosynthesis protein. Gene Ontology annotation, cellular component: cytosol. Lineage: Eukaryota; Fungi; Basidiomycota; Tremellomycetes; Trichosporonales; Trichosporonaceae. The record is from RefSeq and is a predicted model, not a curated record. Gene Ontology annotation, molecular function: holo-[acyl-carrier-protein] synthase activity; magnesium ion binding. The coding region runs from base 1 to 795 and encodes 264 amino acids. The transcript has 4 exons.